This is a messenger RNA of Soboliphyme baturini, 381 nucleotides long. NCBI's taxonomy places the organism in Eukaryota, Metazoa, Nematoda, Enoplea, Dioctophymatida, Soboliphymatidae. The record is from the annotation of a GenBank genome assembly.
AUGCUUUUGACGGCACGACACGUCGAAGAGACAUUGACACGCCUCGAAUUGACCGUUCGGAUGGUUGUCCCGGUGCAGUACUGUGACUGGGAGGUGGAGGUGGUGCAGCUAGCCUCAGAACAAGCCGAGAACUCCUCCUUGGUUUUCAUUGCAUUGAAAAUCAAGCCACCGUCUACACCGCCGGUGUUUGAUUCAUGCAGGUGCUUGUCAAAAUGUUGGUCGAUGGUCAGCAGCUCACUGCCCAUGACGAUAGGGUUUGGUUGUGCUGAGUCGUGCCACGAUGAAACCGACGCCGUCGCUGGUGUUCAGAUGCCGAUAGCGAGGUACCACCGUCAGGGUCCAAAAAACGGAAUUCGGCCAGCGAUCGCCCCACUGCUCUAA